AUGGCCGACUUGGAGCCCAAAGUGUCCCCACCGCCAGCCUCGUCGACCACCUACCCCUACCCCUACCCCUACCCCUGUCUCCCCUGGCUCGGGCCGGAAUACAGCAACGACAACAUCAACUUCGACACGCAGUUCCAGGACUGGCAGAUGGAGAGCCCAGCCGUGGUGCUGCAAGAGGCCCUGGCCGAGCUGUGGAAGAGACUGGUCGACGGCAUUUCCGCCGAGUUGGGCUUGGGCUUGAGUGCCUUGCCGGGGUCUGUGUCCGCGGCUUUCCACGCCGCUGCGGGUGUAACGAGGCCAGGGUCGGGGUCGGGAUCCGGGUCGAGGUCAUCAUAA
This is a messenger RNA of Capronia epimyces CBS 606.96, 336 nucleotides long. RefSeq lists its product as uncharacterized. The record is from RefSeq and is a predicted model, not a curated record. NCBI's taxonomy places the organism in Eukaryota, Fungi, Ascomycota, Eurotiomycetes, Chaetothyriales, Herpotrichiellaceae. The transcript has a single exon. Bases 1 to 336 code for a protein of 111 amino acids.